Messenger RNA from Sporisorium graminicola, 2367 nucleotides. RefSeq lists its product as uncharacterized. The transcript has a single exon. Gene Ontology annotation, molecular function: metal ion binding. NCBI's taxonomy places the organism in Eukaryota, Fungi, Basidiomycota, Ustilaginomycetes, Ustilaginales, Ustilaginaceae. Bases 1 to 2367 code for a protein of 788 amino acids. The record is from RefSeq and is a predicted model, not a curated record.
AUGAAGUUCGGCAAGACCUACAUGGAGACCAUGGCGGACCCCGCCUUCCCCGAGGAAUGGAGGAACGGUGCUUUAGAGUAUAAGCAUCUCAAAAAGCUCAUCAAUGGUGUCGUCGCCGAGCUCGAAUCCAUCGGCCUCGGUGCUGAUGUUCUUCGAGAGCUUCUCAUUCGCCCUGAAGAUGAGGCGAAUGGCUCCCCACACGACUCGCCCAAGCACAAGACAAACCCGCUCCCAGCCAACGUCGGUGGCUCUGAUUCUGCGCUGGCAGACGACUCUGGCAACAGCUCGGAACAGGAAGAUCAGCAUGGUGCUCCCAAAAAGCUCACUCCCGCUGGAAAGUGGGUCAGCGACUUUUCCGUCGACAUGAUUCGCAGAGCCUCAACUCCCGGCAAAUCGGUCGCUGUGACGAAUGCAAAGGCCACAGAGACAGCCGAGGCUCCACCAGCGUCCUCUAGCAGCGCUUCUCAACAACUGCCGGCCAAUUCCGACGUGCUAAACGUGCCUUCGUCACCCAAGCCUCGUCGCUACAGUCACGGCGUCGAAGCCGUCAGCUCCUCGAUGGACGAUCUAUAUUUGCACUCGGAGACGCGCGGCCGAGCCUCUUUCAGCGCCGGUCAUCCACCAGAUGCUACCAAAUGGGCAGGGCUCGGGCGAAAGGACUUGGCAGCCAUGGGUCUGAGCAAGAGGCCCUCCGAUGGCAACGCUGCAGCCGCUCCCAGCCGCUCCUAUGAUCCUAGCCCAGGCCGUCACGAUUGGAACGCUAGCAAGUGGAGGGAGGAGGCAAAGCUCGAUUGGGAUCCCAGCUCGAAUACUACCAGGAAUCCUCGCACCACCCUGUCCCUACCCAACACCUCGCGCAACGACAAGAGUGCCAGUCCGGCGAGACAUCGCUGGGUCGAAGGCAAAUACGGCCGCCGCGCCCGUGCCGAGUACGAGCUCGGUGGCACACCAGAGCACCCCGUGCCUCGCAUUCGACUCUACAUCGAAUCGCCGCUGCCUUCCGAUGAUGAAGGGGACGAUGACGAGGAUGCUGACAACAGUGAGGCUGCCAGUCUUUCGGACGACGCUAGCAGCCGCAAGAGCCUCGAAGAGCAAAUCAUCGAGCUUCCCACCACUCCCACCAGACGCUUCUCGACCAUCCCAGAGGAUGGUCCCGAAGGCGAGACGCGAGAGCAAAAGGUCAAGCGUCAGAGCGAGAUUCGAAGGAAGCGCGGCACUCGUUCCCGCGAGGUGGUGAUCCCACUCACGGCAGACACACAGUUCCUGGACACGCUGACGCAUGCGCUGCAGAAUCUGUCCAACAUCCAGACGCACCAGCGUGACAACUUUGUGCUCGAGACCGAGUCGCUGUGCUCGGCCAUCGCACGUGCUUCUAGUCCCUUUGCGUCCAAAAACGAUCUGUACGUGUGGAGGGAGAUUUUCGGUCUAUGGGUCGACAUGCAGGUGUUCGAGAGCCAACGCGAAAAGGACCGUGGCGAGCUCAGCAUCGAUGAAAGCGAAGCUCGACUGAAGCGCUUUGCACUCGAGCUCGCCAAGCGCGGCUGGAUCCACGAUCCUGAUGCGCCUGCGCCGAGCAAAAAGGGACGUCUCGUCAAGCUCAAGCUCGGAUCGGGUCCCAGCAGUCAGGGUCUCAAGAAUCAAGCCAGCGCCACCGCUAUUGAGGAUUUCCUGCGUCUCAACUUUGCUCUGCUUGACGUGAAAAAGUUUCAGCGCGUCAACGUCGAGGCCGCACGAAAGAUCCUCAAGAAGCACGACAAGCGGACGGCUCUGACGGCUAGCAACGAUCUUCGGGCUUUCAUGGCGCAGCAGGAGGCAGCGAGGCGUGCAAUGGGGAUCCAUCCCGUCGGCUCAGGCGGAGUGAUCAACCUCCCCGCGUCGGCGUUCCAGCCUGCAGCGGAUGUAUCGAAUGGCAAUUCGACAGCGCUCGUCUCGUCGGCCGCGCACCCUUCGUUGGCGGCGUUGCUGCCGUCGGCUACCACGGGCAUCCUGUCCGAAUCGCUGCCGCACAUCCUCCUCUCGCUCGUCACCACCACGCUUCUGCCCAUCCUGCCCGCCGUCGACGACUACAGCUGUGCCAUCUGCACUUCGGUGGCGUGGAGGCCCGUACGGCUCGACUGCUCGCAUCUGUUCUGUCUGCGAUGUCUGGUCAAGCUGCAGCGACAGGGCAAGGACGACUGUCCGCUGUGCAGGGCCCCCAGCGUGGUCAAGACGGCCGAUCGCCGAAACAUGGACGAAGACGCCGACAAGUACCUGCAGACGUGGUUCCCGCGGGAGGUCAAGGAGAAGUCCAAGGACAACGAGAAGGACCGUCGACAGGAGGAUCUCGAGGCCUUGGGGCUUCGCGAGGAGAAGUGCGUGAUCCAGUGA